AUGGUAACGGCAUUAUUGGCGCCACAGAAAGUUGCCGGAAUGAUUAUUGUAGAUGUAUCACCCGCGUCAUCGCCGAAUAAAUUUAAUGAUGUUUCCCUUAAUAUUAUGAAGUCAAUGAGCGCCCUGUCCUUUAAAGGGGACAAGAAAUUGGAAGAAGCUAAAAGAAGGGCGAAGAAACAUCUAAAGGUUACCGUAAGUGACGAUGUGACAAUGGACUUAGUCCUUUCGAAUUUAAUUUUGAAAUCCGAUCACACCAUUGGCUGGUCCUGCAACAUCGAGGUUUUGUUAAAAUAUUUCGACGUAAUCGCCUCGUUCCCUCGCUUAAAGCGGAAGAAAUAUUUCGGACCCACAUUCUUUAUCGGUGGUCAGUUAUCAGAAUGUUUACCGCCUUCAGACAUUAACGGCAUUAAAGUUCUCUUUCCGAACGCCAAUCUUAAAUAUGUUUCUGGCGCAGGUUUCAUUGUUAGGUCACAGUAUGGGCGGUCGAACUGCCAUGGUACUGUCACUGUUAUGUGUUAUGAAUCGGUGAACUUUUAUAUUGAAAAA
Molecule: messenger RNA, 546 nt
Organism: Iphiclides podalirius (scarce swallowtail)
Lineage: Eukaryota; Metazoa; Arthropoda; Insecta; Lepidoptera; Papilionidae
Source: the annotation of a GenBank genome assembly